UUUAAAUGCAUCUGUAUUUAGUGCCGGGUAUUAGCUGGUGAGGUGAUGCCCUGCCUCAUCUCUGGGUCCUUCACGGGGUUUCGCUCCCCUUUCCUUCCGCUAGUCCCGGCGAAGAUUCAAAAAGGACCCGACAACACUAAGGCGCGCAAAGGCACCACCGUGACGCUGACUGCGGUGAUCCUGGGAGAGCCUGCGCCCGACGUAGGCUGGACCAAGGACGGGGAGGACAUCGAGGAGGAUGACAGGCGAGGGCCGGGACCUGCGGCACGGGCAGGGCCUGGGGCUGGAACCUGGGUGGGACUGAGCCCAGAAAUCUGGCUGGAGUGACGGGGGCGGGGACUGGGCGGCGAGGAACAGAGCUGGCUAAGGAGCCCCGCCCAGUGCGCCCGUGUACUGACCACGGCUCCGCCCUCCUCCCCGCCGCCCUUCCGCAGGGUGUUCUUCGAGAUCGGCAGCACCACCACGACGCUGACCAUUCGCCGGGCCACGCCUCAGGACAGCGGCAAGUACGAGGUGUACGUGGAGAACAGCCUGGGCAUGGACCAGAGCUUCGCUCGCGUGGACGUGGCCUGAACGGCACCCCCGGACCUUCCGCCCUGGCGCCGAGCCCGGGGGUGGUGGGACCCACAGCCCUCCUCCAGCUUGCUUAAUAAAGCUGCUCUCUGACCCUCCGCGUCUGUCCUGCUCUUCCGCGUCGCCAUUCCCUCUCCCCCGCACCCGCGCCCACACGUAUUCCAGACCCCCACGCCAAGGUCACAGCCUGUUGGAGUCACAGGGAGGUCUGGAGAGCGCCUAGCGCCGUGCUGCAUUUCAGACAGUCAAACUGAUAAGAGUUGCCCUCGCCGUCCAAGGCGCCCUCACUUCCCAGCGGUACCGGCGGCUGGGCCUGGGACUCCGCCUUCUCCGCUUUCGAGCGCCUCCAGCCCCAGCCCCUCGUGGCUGUUUGCCCCUGGCCCCGCCCCUUCCAGGGCUGGCCACACACCCCUGCUGUCCUUAGUCCCGUUUUCCUCUGGGACCCAGUUCCUCACUUCGGCUGCUGCCCCGAGGCCGAUUCCCCAACAGCUCGGGUCCCAGUCUUAAGUUCCAGGCUGGGCUUCUCAGGCCCCACCCUUCUUCGCAUUUAACCCCGCCCCGCGAUCCCUUGGUCACGCCCCUGGACUUCAGCACCUCUUUCCUCUCCCGUAAAGUUAGAAAGCGGGGAAAGGGUCAGACUACAAUUCCCGGCAGACCCUGCGAAUGAGUUCUCGCGACUUGCGAGAAGACACGUGCGCGGAAGGAGCUUGCAGUAGCGGGCGGCAGAGCUGGAGUGAAGGGAGCUAGUGGUAGCAGUCACCAUUAUGCUCAAAGCGGUGAUCCUGAUUGGAGGCCCUCAAAAGGGAACUCGCUUCAGACCUUUGUCUUUUGAGGUGCCCAAACCAUUGUUUCCUGUGGCAGGGGUCCCUAUGAUCCAACACCAUAUUGAAGCCUGUGCCCAGGUCCCUGGAAUGCAGGAGAUUCUGCUCAUUGGCUUCUACCAACCUGAUGAGCCCCUCACCCAGUUCCUAGAAGCCGCCCAGCAGGAGUUUAACCUUCCAGUCAGGUACCUGCAGGAAUUUGCCCCCCUAGGCACAGGGGGUGGUCUCUACCAUUUUCGAGACCAGAUCCUGGCUGGGAGCCCCGAGGCAUUCUUCGUGCUCAAUGCUGAUGUCUGCUCCGACUUCCCCUUGAGUGCUAUGUUGGAAGCCCACCGACGCCAGCGUCACCCUUUCUUACUCCUUGGCACUACGGCUAACAGGACGCAAUCCCUCAACUACGGCUGCAUCGUUGAGAAUCCACAGACACAUGAGGUAUUGCACUAUGUGGAGAAACCCAGCACAUUUAUCAGUGACAUCAUCAACUGCGGCAUCUACCUCUUUUCUCCUGAAGCCUUGAAGCCUCUUCGGGAUGUCUUCCAGCGUAAUCAGCAGGAUGGGCAAUUGGAGGACUCACCAGGCUUGUGGCCAGGGGCAGGUACCAUCCGCCUAGAGCAGGAUGUGUUUUCAGCCCUGGCAGGGCAGGGCCAGAUAUACGUGCAUCUCACUGAUGGUAUCUGGAGUCAGAUCAAGUCCGCAGGUUCAGCCCUCUACGCCUCCCGCCUCUACCUGAGCCGAUACCAGGACACUCACCCAGAACGGCUGGCCAAGCACACCCCAGGGGGCCCAUGGAUCCGAGGGAAUGUGUACAUCCACCCGACCGCCAAGGUGGCCCCCUCGGCUGUGCUGGGCCCCAACGUCUCCAUCGGAAAGGGGGUGACCAUGGGUGAGGGUGUGCGGCUGCGGGAGAGCAUCGUCCUCCAUGGAGCCACUUUGCAGGAGCACACGUGUGUUCUGCAUAGCAUCGUGGGCUGGGGGAGCACCGUGGGACGCUGGGCCCGCGUGGAGGGUACCCCCAGUGACCCUAACCCCAACGAUCCCCGAGCCCGCAUGGACAGUGAGAGCCUUUUCAAGGACGGGAAGCUGCUGCCUGCUAUCACCAUCCUGGGCUGCCGAGUCCGGAUCCCUGCCGAGGUGCUCAUCCUGAACUCGAUUGUUCUGCCACACAAGGAGCUGAGCCGAAGCUUCACCAACCAGAUCAUCCUCUGAGUAGGGCUGCCAGAAGGCCCCCAGCUCCUACCCACUCCCCUUGAGGCUGCUGCCUGCUUGGCCAGCCUCUGUCCAGAAAGGACCAGAGAAAGCCAGGCAGGAUCGUCACACGCCGGGGAGCAAUGUGGGUGGCCUGGGGACUCCUGGGUUUUCUCCCUCCCGACUCCCUAAUAAACCCCGUGAACCUUGGA
Molecule: messenger RNA, 2791 nt
Organism: Gorilla gorilla gorilla (western lowland gorilla)
Lineage: Eukaryota; Metazoa; Chordata; Mammalia; Primates; Hominidae
Gene: GMPPA
Product: GDP-mannose pyrophosphorylase A
Exons: 13
Coding region: 1338-2600 (420 amino acids)
Biological process (GO): biosynthetic process
Source: RefSeq, a predicted model, not a curated record